Messenger RNA from Physcomitrium patens, 1246 nucleotides. RefSeq lists its product as uncharacterized. Gene Ontology annotation, cellular component: chloroplast. The record is from RefSeq and is a predicted model, not a curated record. Lineage: Eukaryota; Viridiplantae; Streptophyta; Bryopsida; Funariales; Funariaceae.
AACAGGAGCCACACAUGGCCGCGAUUCCUGUAGGCAAAGCCCCAACUGGAUGCGUUGGCUGCAUAGCUGGUGUCCAGAAGUGUUGUGUGCCAUGGAAUUGGGCGUUGGGGUGUAGCCAACAUAUGCCGUUGCUCCGCUUACCCAUGUGCCUGCCGCCCUGCUCCUCCACCUUUGUACUUCCCCUUCCUCCAAUCCCUUUACAAAUCUCGUCUUCCACAGGGUCACGUAAUUUUUCGCAUCAUUUGUGCUGCCCAGGUCUGAGUUUCGCCUCGUCGUAACCCCUUCAGUAUUCUUCUUCUGCAUUGCUUGUGAUUUAGGAGAGAAAGUUGGGAGCGAUUUAAGUUGGCUGGUGUGGCUACUUGAGCUCUAUUGCGAUGGGUUUUGGAGAUUCUUUGCUUCUUUCUAUGAACGGCACCUCUCGCAUUUCCUGCGGUUUAGCUAUUGAGAAUGGUGGGCUUGCGACGAGCGCGCAAGGAAACCUUCGUGGGUUUGCACCUAGGGUGUCAAGCUGCCGGGUGAUGCUUGGUGGGUUACCAAGUUUAGAAGUGCGCACAGCGAGAAACGGUUCGAGGAAGAGAUGCACUGCAAUUAGGGCUUCCAAAUCAGGGUCAGUGAAUUCGUCCGAGUUUGCUGCAAGCACCAGCACAUCCCUCGGACCUCAGGCGCAAUCACAUCUGAACCUGUUGGAGCGUAUGACGGAGAACUCAACUGCAUCCCAAGCUGGCGACGACGUGAAGACGAUCCGAGAUCAGCUCGCAAGCCAGAUUGAGCCAGAAGUUGAAGAAGUGGUGGUUUCUCUGGUCAGCGAGGAGAAAGAGCCAACACCCCCUCAACUGACAAUUUCUCAGAAACGCAAUAUCCGGCGCCAAAACUAUCUGAACAAGGUGUCAGAGCGCAACGACGCUCCAUUUUUCGCAACCGUUGCAGGCUUCGUCUUACUUCCACCCCUUCUCAUCCUAGGCUUCGCUGUGGCCACCGGUUACAUCGAACUCUUCCCUUGAAGUUAAAGCUCUUCAACUAAGUUUUGCACCCUUGAACAUAACAUAUACAUACAGAAAGUUGUUUCCCAAGUGAUGGGUGUGCAGCGUCCAAUAGUUUAGUGCAGGACAUACAAUUUAUCAGUUCCACUCUUCGACAUGUAACGUCAACCUUUCAGCGUAGUGAUGAGUUGCUGCCUUUGUCAAUGUAUAUAAAUUAGCAGUAUUGAAUGUUAAAUUUUUUAGCUAUUUCUUUGAGCAUCUUCUUA